CAAACCAAACAUUUAAGAAAAACCACCAGGGAAGAAAAAAGUUCAAAGUUCAUGUGGUUGUGUUGUCAUUCUUCAGCUGCCAGUUCCUUCAUGGUUGCAAGAUGUCUGGCCACGAUCAGCUGGCGCUGUGUCUGUGUGAAAUCACCAGGUUGUUGUGGAAACUGCUCCUGCCCCUGGUGCUGUUGACGCUGGUUCUGGUCGCCGUCCUGGUGCUGCUGGUCACCGGUCUGCGGCUCUGGUUCCAGUCGAACCGCGCGGCGAGGCGCGCCCGGGACGGUCGGCCCACGGUGGCCUUCUUCCACCCUUACUGCCACGCCGGCGGCGGCGGGGAGCGAGUGCUGUGGUGCGCCAUCAGGGCGCUACAGAACCGGUACCCCGAGGUGAACGUGGUGGUGUACACGGGUGACCUGGAGGUCAGCGGCGCCCAGAUCCUGGACGGCGCCCGGCGGCGCUUCAACGUGGCCCUGCCCGGCCCGGUGGAGUUCGUGUUCCUGGCCCACCGCGUGCUGGUGGAGCCCAGCCUGUUCCCCCACUUCACCCUGCUGGGGCAGAGCGUGGGCUCGGUGUUCCUCGGCUGGGACGCCCUCACGCAGUGCGUGCCGGACCUCUACGUGGACUCCAUGGGCUACGCCUUCACCCUGCCCCUCUUCCGCUACCUGGGCGGCUGCAGCGUGGCCAGCUACGUGCACUACCCCACCAUCAGCACGGACAUGCUCUCGGUGGUCAGCGAGAGGAACCCCAGGUUCAACAACGCCGACUACAUCUCCAACAACCUGUUCCUGAGCGCCGCCAAGCUGGUCUACUACUGCCUGUUCGCCGUGCUGUACGGCGCCGCCGGCUCCUGCAGCCACGUGGUCAUGGUCAACUCGUCCUGGACGCUGGACCACAUCCUGGCUCUGUGGCGCGCCCGCGACCGCACCUGCGUGGUCUACCCGCCAUGCCCCGUGGAGCACUUCACGGACAUCCCCAUCCUGGACCAGGAGGAGGAGGAGGAGGAGAAGGAGGAAGAGGAGGGGGGCGACAGGAAGAGGCGCUACUCCGUGGUGUCGGUCGCGCAGUUCCGUCCGGAGAAGGACCACCGGCUGCAGAUCCGGGCGUUCAAGAAGCUGGUGGACCGGCGGGCAGCGCUGCAGGGGCGGGAGACCCUGCGCCUGGUGCUGAUCGGGGGCUGCCGGGACCAGGAGGACCGCGACCGGGUGCUGAUGCUGCGCGGGCUGAGCCAGGAGCUGGGCCUCGGGGAGAGGGUGGAGUUCAGGCUCAACGUGCCCUUCGACGAGCUGAAGAGGGAGCUGGCGGCCGCCACCAUCGGCCUGCACACCAUGUGGAACGAGCACUUUGGGAUCGGCGUGGUGGAGUGCAUGGCGGCGGGCGCGGUGGUGCUGGCCCACAAGUCGGGCGGCCCCCGGCGGGACAUCGUGGUGCCCUUCGAGGGCGGGGCCACGGGCUUCCUGGCGGAGGACGAGGACGGCUACGCCGACGCCAUGGACCGCAUCUUGCGGCUGCCGGCCGCCGCGCGCACGGAGAUCCGGCGGCGGGCGCGCCAGUCGGCCGCGCGCUUCUCCGACCGCGAGUUCGAGAACUGCUUCCUGGCGGCCAUGGAGCCCCUGAUGAACACGCUGGAGAGAUGAUGGCCAAGAGAUGAUGUGUGUGUGUGUGUGUGUGUGCGCCUGUUCUUUCUGCCGGUCUGCACGGUUGAAGACCCCCCCCCCCCCUAUAGGCGCCCACUCGACACUGAAGCUGGUCUGGGAGCAGCUCAGUGACAGACGACAGGGUCCAGACUGUAGUCUUUAUUCCAAGCCGGGCUGAACUCCGUGGCACUCAGUAGAGAUUUACUAUUAUCCGUCUUCGAUGGCAUUCGCCCCCUCCUGACAUGUUUCCCUCCAAGCGCCCUCUGAACGAAGAGCAGCGCACGUUUGGUUAACUGAUCAGGAGAGGAUUUGGUGUGAAAUAAAAAGUCUGAGGUCUAUAUGUUAAUCCAUUCACGGAUCAACUGUCACACCAGUAGAGAUCCGUGUUGAAGUAACAUGUUUAGUUUCAAGUUAUAUUUCAGUAAUGCUGUAUUUGACAUCGAGUGAUCGUUCUGUUCUAUGAAUGUAUUCACAUUCUUGCUCAUUUAGCCAUUAUCACAUCCAGUUAAAAAGCAGGAUAAAAACGCUCUUGCUCUUGAUGUAAAACUGUAAAUGAGAUGCUUGUCGGGAACAUAUCUUGACCACCAUCUUGAUGAGUGGGGCAGAGUAAUUGUUUUAUAUAAAAUGGCCGCUUUAAAUCCAAGUAUUGCAGUACAAAGACCAGAGUUAACGUUCUACUUGUUAGAAUGUGAAUAUUUUUAUAUAUUGAGUUAUUGCAAAUAAAGAUGCCAUGGAAAAUAC
Molecule: messenger RNA, 2369 nt
Organism: Gadus morhua (Atlantic cod)
Lineage: Eukaryota; Metazoa; Chordata; Actinopteri; Gadiformes; Gadidae
Gene: alg11
Product: ALG11 alpha-1,2-mannosyltransferase
Exons: 5
Coding region: 102-1628 (508 amino acids)
Biological process (GO): dolichol-linked oligosaccharide biosynthetic process; protein N-linked glycosylation
Cellular component (GO): endoplasmic reticulum membrane
Molecular function (GO): GDP-Man:Man(3)GlcNAc(2)-PP-Dol alpha-1,2-mannosyltransferase activity
Source: RefSeq, a predicted model, not a curated record